UUCGCAGCUCCGAGCCCGCCGAGGCCCAGGAUUGGGUGGAGCAGAUCCAGUUCCUCCUCAGGGACCUGAGUUCCCUGACCAUUCCCUGCGACGAGGAUGAGGAGGAGGAGGAGGAGGAAGAGCUCUCCAAGGACCGGGACAGCUCCGAUUCCAUGAACACUUCCCAAAAUUCCACCCUGAAUCCCGAGGAGCCGGAGCUGGAAGGCGAAGACAUCUACGAGGUGAUGCCAGAUGAGGAGCUGCCUCCGCCAUUCCCAGAGGAUGAGGAGGAUCUCGGGAGCGAGGAGGAAAAUUCCAACUGGGAUUAUUCCAAUUACUACCAGGGAUUGUGGGAUUGCCACGAUAAUCCUGACGAACUCUCCUUCCAACGGGGCGACCUCAUCCACAUCCUCAGCAAGGAGUACCCCGGGUACGGGUGGUGGGUCGGGGAGCUCGGCCGGGACAUCGGGAUCGUCCCAAAGGAAUUCCUGGCGCCCGCCUUCGACCUGGAGCCGUGA
Molecule: messenger RNA, 497 nt
Organism: Melozone crissalis (California towhee)
Lineage: Eukaryota; Metazoa; Chordata; Aves; Passeriformes; Passerellidae
Gene: SKAP1
Product: src kinase associated phosphoprotein 1
Cellular component (GO): cytoplasm; plasma membrane
Molecular function (GO): protein binding
Source: RefSeq, a predicted model, not a curated record